AUGGCGAUGCUCAACCCGACCUUCGUCUUCGGCGUCGUCGUCCUCCUCUACCUGUCAUCCUUCAUUCUCUUCGCCGUUGUCCGAAUCCUCACCGGCAUAUCAAUCCAAAGAAUAGGGUACUUCUCUCUACGGCGCCUCGCCUACACACCCCGAGAUGGGUUCAAGAUUGAGGUUCGCGGCUUGGGGCUCAACGUUCACCGCCCGACCUUUGCCCAGCCCACCUGGCUGAGCGUCGUCAUCAGCGAGCUGACCGUCACGAUCGACAUUGCCGAACUCGAGGGGAAGAAGAGCGACGAUAGCUCCACCGAUUCCGACAACUCCGAUGCCGAGGAGGAGACCGAGACCCAGCUGCCCGAGCAGCCCAAGGUGCCGCUACUGCGGCGCGGAACUGGCGGUCCCCCGCCCCGGAGCGAGACCUGGAAACACCUAAUGAAGCUGAAGGACCGCAUGAAGAGGGCACACCGCAAGCUGAAUUGGUUACGCAUGGUCGACGUCGUCGCCAGCAAUUCCACAAUCAAGGUCGUCGACGUGGGUGAUGUGCAGUUUGGGAGCUUGACCGUCGCCGUCGAUACACGGCGCAAGAUGGUGGACCGCGCACGCUUCUUCUUUCAGUCCCGGACAGACAGGAAUAAGCUGAAACAACGCCAGGCCGAGUGGAUCAUGACGUUGCGCAGCGUCCUCUUCACGCCAGAGGGCAAGGAGUCGCUCGAAAUUCUCGACAACGCGACUCUCAACAUCCAUGGAUUCUUGUACGAAGCGCUGGAUGGACUGAGAGACGCCGCAAUCGCCCUCAAGCUGGGCCGUGUUCACAUACCCUACGACGAUGUUCAACUUUGCGCCGAUAGACUUAAGCAAUGCAAGUUGGCCGCACGCUCGUCCCCCUUGUCGGACGAGCCGGCCGACGUCUUCAUGGACAAGAUCAUACACGAGGUCGCCCAGCCCGGCAGCACCCACCAGGAGCUGAUUCAGACGGUAUCUGACUCUAAGGAAUUCAUUAGCUCGAUCCUGAGGGGCGUCAAGGAGGUUCAGUUUGCCGUCAGUUUUGUUGGCAUGACGAAGAGGGUGGAGUCUGUCAAGCCCAGUGCCAAGCCUGUCAUGCUGAACGCUUCUAUGAAAGAGGUCGGCAUCGACUUGCACCGCCUGGACCCCAAGUCUCCUUCCCACAGGAUGUACUUCCCGUCCAAGGAUAUCGCCCACGAGGCUCUAGCUGCAGCCUUGUCCAUUUCCGUAGGCGUCGACGAUGGCGACGGCAAACCCGAAAGGCUGAUUUACAUCCCAAUGGCAACGACCACGGUCAAGACGACAUUGCCAUCUAAGACUGUCGAGAUGGCACAGGAUGUCGGGGCCGAAGAGAGGAACGCAAACAUUCUCUUCGCUAAUUCCGUAGUGACAUCUCCUUCGGUAGACCUCGACCCUCGCCACCUACCGCUCCUCGUCGCCAUGCUGAAACCCAAGUCCUCGAAAAGACCACGAACUAACCGUCAACCGCGUCAUAUGCUUAUUUCACGACUAUUGCCCAAGGCCAAUAUCAAGUUUACAAUGCACGAACCGGUUCUCCGUGUUACUCUUCCAGCCGUCGACCAGCACGCAGCUUCUGACGACUUUGAUCUAAUUAUAUCGUCUAUUUCGUCCAUCUCGCUCGACAUGGAGUCGUUCCAUUCCACCGUCGAAGAUUUACACUACUCACUUGCGUCGACCAUGAGAAUACAGUCUCACGAGCUGUACUACCAAACGUCGUCGAGCAACCGGUUCGACCUGAUACAAACCGAAUCUUUUGAGUUGAAGGUCCAACUCAGUGCGACGCCGGACGUCCACGUCGUUGCGUCGGGCAAUUUGCAGACCUUCUCCAUCAAGAUGGUGCGCCCCGAGAUCACCGACGGUCUCAGACAGAUCGUGCGACAGCUGAGGAUGAACGUGGAGCCUGAGAAACGAUCUAACUCACACACAUCCAUCAAGAAGCAGAACUUCCUGCGCGCUAUGCCUUCGUGGCUGUUGCAGCUCCAGCUUCAAGCGUCAGAUUUCAGCGUUGAGAUUGCGGGCAUCGACGAGGACAUAUCGGACGACACCCGCGGGGUCUCUCUGCAACUCGACGAGUUUUCCGCCGAGUACCGCGCACAGAGGCUGGACGGACUCCAACGACGGCCGUCACGCCGGAGGGCCAACAGCCGCACCGUCGCGCCCGACUCGGAUCUGCUCAAAAGUCCCAUCUCGCCGCCACCUAGAAAGAAGCAACAGAACGAGGGCGACGGGCGGAGAGUCACUUUCCACGUUCGAGGCUUGGAGGCCUACAUAGUGGAGUCGGAAGAUAGGGUCGAGCUGGAGCCCUUUGUCAAUAUGCCGCGGUUCGAGGUAGCGUUCCAGGCCAUGAGUGACCAGCAAGGCCCCAUCUUUCACAUCCACGCAGGGAUUCGUACCGUUCUCUUGCAGUACUCUCUCUUCCGCCAUUACUCCGUCGGCGUGGCCAUCAUGAUUCUGCGGAAGGCCUUUAUGAGGUCUGGGCAGGAUAUCGGGUCGCCGCCAAUGUCUCCAACGACACCGCGUAAAGAGGCCAGCGACUUCCUGGCUCCCCCAAUGUCGCCAGAACCCUCUUUUGCCGAUAUGACUGAGCACUCAACAGUUACACCGGAGCUUAUAGCCAUCGACCUCAAGGCUGCUCUUGUGCAGGUCAAAGCCGAAUUACCAAAUGACCCUCAGUUGAUGCUGCAAGUUUACGGCGUGGAGGCUGGCCGACACAGAUGGACGUCGCCAUUCCUGGCGUCGAAGCUCGUCCGCCUCUAUGUUCAACCGCCCAGAAUGCGAACCACCUGGGCCCGGAUGAUCAGCAUAAAGGGGGGCAGAGUUGACUACCGCAAGUCUCGACGGAAGCUUCACAACGGCGGCUUUCACGAGGACGAGAUGAUCGACGUCAACUCCGACGCCAUUAGGUUUGCUGUGCCACACGAGGUCCAGGUCAACAGGAUUUCAGACAACGUCAUCAACACUCUCAAGUCGAUCAAGCAGCUCCACCACCGUUUCAAAACGGGCACAAACGAGUACAUCCUCGACAAGGUCCCCGGCGGCCCCAAGAACGUGCCCAAGGUCUCUGUCCGAACGCGCUCGCUGCUCUUUGAGCUCGAGGAUGGCGCAUUCGAAUGGAAGCUCGGCAUGAUCUACCGCGCCGGAAGGGUCGAACAAAUGCAACGUCUUGCUCGAGAGGAGGCCUUUGAGGUCAAGAGGAAGAAAAUACGCGAAGAAGAGUCAAGAAAAGAGUCGGGCAAGCUGCGUGCUCGCUCGCUCUUCCACCGUGGACGACAACAGAAUGGAUCUUCGUGGGCCCGAAGCCAGAGCGCAGAUGGAAGGAGACCCAGCACUGAUCAGCGCUCACGAGGCAGAGCACCGAGAUAUGACCCUGAUGGUGGAGGCAUCGGUCUCACAGGAUCAGCCUCAAUCGCCGAGCAGGAGGCACGGGCGCGACUAGAUGCUUACAACGCAGAAAGCUGGAAGAAACGCAUCGACCGGUUCUACGUCAUGGCAAAGAACGGCAUGAAGGAAGUCCGCGGUCUCUUCUGGGGCCCCGACCAGCUCCCCGACGACUUGGAGGAUACGGAAAACAUCCUCGAGGUGCCCCAAAGGCCGGCACUCAUGUCCGCGCUCAUCACCGAUCUCCAGUUCGUUAUCGACAAACCGACCUUUGCGAUGAAAGACCUGCCAGACUUCAUCCACUCCGUCGGCAAGGGAAUGCCCAAGGAUAUGAAGUACGGGUUGCUCGUCCCGAUGCAUGUCUCGAUCGACCUUAGUGAGGCAAGAAUAUCCUUGCGCGACUACCCGCUUCCCCUGAUCCAUAUACCCAGUCUGAAGACCGGUCAGUCAACGAGGCUUCCAGCCAUGUCACUCAAGACGAACUUCGUGAUAGCCGAGGAGUUCCGAGGAAUGGAGUCUACCCGUCGUAUCAAGGUCAACAUUGUGCCGCCCCGGAACCACGAACCAGGCGGCAGCAGCGAGGGCAGCUUUGCCAUUGACGUCCGCCGCACCAUUGGGCCGGUCAAGUCAUACUCCAACAUGCGCAUCGAAAUCAACACGGCUCUGCCUACAAGAAUCACCUGGGGCCCAGCCUACCAGCCGGCUAUCCAAGACAUGAUGAUGGUCAUCGAGUCCUUCACCAAGCCACAAGUUGACCUCUCCGAGAGAGUUGGUUUCUGGGACAAGAUACGCCUCAACUUCCACUCAAGGAUACACGUGGCGUGGAGGGGCGAUGGCGACAUGCACCUUGCGCUCAAAGGAACGCGCGACCCUUACUGCGUGACUGGUAACGGCGCCGGUUUCCUGAUGUGCUGGCGCAACGACGUCAGGUGGAACAUCAACGCCGACGACGAUCCCAAGAGGUUCAUGACCGUCGAUUCCGGCGAAUACGUCUUGGCGAUCCCUGACUACAGCCAUCAGGUUCGAGAGGCUGCAAUGCGAACCGGGGAAGACGACAGCCUCUUGAGCGAGGACAGCUAUAAGUCCGGGGCGUCCUUCAAGAAGGUGGUGAUGAAGCUUUCUGGCAAGGUGCAGUGGAUGACGGGCGUCGUUUUUGAACGCGCAAUCCAGGAUGGCAGACGGAGCUUCGAGUUCCGGCCGCACUACGACAUUGUGUUGCGAGCCCCUCACCAUGUCAAGCUCGAUGACCAGCCAUACGAUGCGUUCCGCGGGUUCCGAAGCCAGCAUAUCCAUCUGUCGGUCGCAGUCAGGGCCCCGGUGGACCGUGACUGGAUGGCAGACAACGUGGAACCUUCAAGGAGCUACAACACGGUCCAUUGCACGCCUCGCUUCUUUACCCACUUCUUCUCGUGGUGGUCUCUGUUUGGCGGCGCCAUGGCACUGCCCAUUCGUCAGGGGUCACUCUGGCCUGGUAGGGCAAGGAACAGCAAGAAGUUUGGAAAGCAUCUCUCUACCAUCAAGUAUAACCUCCUGCUGGCGCCGCUGUUUCUGAGCCACAUCUACAAGCAUAAGGACGCCGAGGAUGCUUCCGACAGUGGCGUUUCCGCCACAGGCCUCAAAGUGCGGUUCGACAGCUUCAUGUUGGAUCUGCACCAGAGGCGCGAGGAGUUCAACACGCGAGACCGCGGCCGCAAGACCAAGGGGAAGACGAGCGGCAUCAAGCUCCAUGCCGCCCAGCUCGACCUAGCGGCAGCCGACGUUCGUGCUGUGUCUGCCAGCAUCCGGGGAACAACAACCGAAGCCAUCAAGAAAGGAACCAUUGCUAGUUUGAUCGCGAACCAGAGCGAGGACAGCGCCGACCUCUCUCGUUUUACCAUCCCCGAUAACGACCUGAGUUGGAUCGACAUGGACGACUUUGUGGAACUGGAUUGGAUCCUGCCCACGGAGCCCAACCCCGACACCAAGAUUCUGCCGCUGGCCUUUGCACCUCGCCUGACUUACUUCCGGCAAACAGACAUUGGCGGCGUCAUUUCAGGCGAUCCGGAUCGAAAGAGCCCCUUUGGCGAUGAGCCAACACAUUUCUGUAUUAUGAGCCACGACGACGACCCCCGUCGGGUACAGGCACAGCUCAUUCAGGAGCGGUUGGACCAGCUGGAGAUCCAGAUCGAGAACUACGGAAGGAGCCUCGGAGAUGCCGAGCUCAGGGUCGUUCGCGACGAUGCCAAAGAUCCCAAGCUCGUUGCUGCAUUCGAGAGCUUGCAGCAGCAGGGCGCCAUUUUGCAGAGGAAGAAGACCUACCUCCAGAACAUGCUCCGACAGAUGAACAGCAAGUCGCCGAUAGACGGCAGCAGCUUCUUCAAGCGAGAGAAUGGCAGCAGCAAGUUUGAAGACUCGGUCCAGUUGGAGGACGACUCGUUGACAAUACCCUCCGGGGCGGAGUUUGAGAGUGACUUCAACAACCGUUUCGUCAUUCACAACCUCCAUUUCAAAUGGAACAACACCCUUCGAAACAUUGUACUUCGAUACAUCCACCAGGUCAGCCAGCGGAGAGGUUUCGUCUAUUACCUGUCCCGCCCCGCGGUCAAGUUUAUUCUGGACAUCGUGGAAGAGCAGUACAAGGCCAAGCAGAACCCGAAGCCUGCAAGCAAAAACAGGACCCCCACGGGGGGUGCCACCGCCGGUGCUUCUCCCGAUCUUGACGCCGCAGAGCGCGAAUUCAAGCAGGACAUCGAGGACCGCAUCAAGAACAUUCUGAAGGAUGGCAGGAAUUACGUAAACGCCGACGGAAAGGGAGGCGACGAUGUACCCAACGUCCCGAUCGAAGACCUGUCCAGCGGUAUUUCGGACGAGUUCACGCCUCAAAACAGCUACCACGUUCGGCUCAUUGCUCCGCAAAUCCAGCUGCAAAGCGACAAGAACAAGAAGAACGUGGUCAUCCUCACAUCCAAGGGCAUGGAACUCAAGGUCGUCGAAGUCAUGGACAAGAAGAGACUCGCCGACGUUGUCAGCGGUCUCGUGCAGCGACGAUUCCUGGUCAACAUGGACAGCACGCAGUUCUUUGUCACUCACCAGUCGUACUUCUCGGAAAUCGUCACGACAUAUGCAGGCAGUCGGUAUGGUACCCCUGCCACGUCGUCAUGGCCGCCGUGGGUCCCGAUGGAAGUCAUGUUCGAUUUCGAGACCGAUCCUUUCGGGUUCAACCGCGUGGUGCAGAAGACGUCCGCCAUGCUCCGUUACGAGAAGUACAACACUCUGCGUUUGAAGUACAACGACGAGGUGAACACCGAAGGCGCCGGCGACCCGUCCCAUUCGAACAACGAGAGGAAGAUGGACAACCUCUGGGUCGAGUUCCCGCAGGCCAGAGCUCUCUGCAACUCUGGCGACUACUACGCCAUGUACGUCAUUGUGUUGGAUUUGCUCAUGUACAACGAGCCGCUGGAAAAGACACGAAGCGAGCGCCUGGAGAAGAUCAUGCUGGCUUCGGACUUUAGCGAUCUCAGCGGCACGCCGGAGAUGGUGGAGAAACUGCAGGAACGCAUCCGCCAGCUGCAGGACAUCAAGUCCCACUUCCAGAUCUACUCCAAGUACAUGGAUCAGCGGGGCUGGGAAGACCGGCUUCUUCUGGAACGAGACUUGGCAGCAUGUGAGGACGAGCUGUUCUUCAUGAUGAAGGCCAUCACGUCUUCGCAGCGCAGGUAUGAGACAAACUCGGAGAGCAACGCUCUCCUAAGAUGGAGCAUCACGGCGCGAGACACGGUUUGGCACAUGCUCCGAGACAACAAGGAACCGCUCGUCGAAUUGCAGCUCAAGGACGUGGAGUACGACCGAACCGAUAACGCGGACGGGUCGCACAUCAACCUGAUCAGGGUCGGCAAGGUCUUUGGACUGAACCUUCUCCCCGAUGCCAUGUACCCCGAGAUCAUUGCGCCCUAUGUCGACGGCGACAAGAGCACGGCCGACUUGGGCAACCAAGAGAUGAUCCGAGUCUACUGGUACAUGCUUGAAGCCAUUGCCGGCAUCCCUGUCAUGGACCACUUCGAAGUCAACCUGUUCCCGAUGAAGAUCCAGCUCGAGCGCGAGGUCGGCAAGCGCAUUUUCGAGUACAUCUUCCCGGGCAUUGAUGGCGACAACAAGACCAAGAACGACUCGCCAUUUAUGCUAAAGCACACUCCCGCGGAAGACGAGGAGGAAGACGACGACUCCCUGUCUGGGUCUGGCCGCCUCACUGCGAGCGACAAGGAUGGGUUCAACACGAGGCCGGGCUCGCUUGAGCUCCGUCUGCACCCGACACUGAACUCGGACUCGCCGACCAAGUCGAUCAGCAGCAAGAAGUCUCUCACGGUCAACACCGGCGAAGGCCAGGGUCACACGUUCCGUCUCUUUCGAUCCGUCGGCACCGGCAAGGUCCCAUCCAAGAAGCCUUCGUACGAGUCGCUCAAGUCGACCAAGGAGCCUCGCCCUGGAAUCGGACGCACGUCAACAGGCUUCUCCUCGAAGGAAAGUGCAGCCGUCAGCGACAGUAAGAAAUCACGGUUCGGACUGCGCAAGGAGUCCAAGGCAGAGGAGAACAAGCCGUCCGACGACCUGACUAAGAUGAUGUCGCGUGCGAGCAACUAUAUGACCUUUGCGCACAUCAAGAUGCCGUCGGUGGUGCUCUGCCUCAGCUACAAGGGCAAGGACAACCGUAACGUCGAAGACGUGCACGAUUUUGUGUUCCGCAUGCCUGCGGUCGAGUGGCGCAACAAGACGUGGUCCAACCUGGAUCUCGCCCUCGCUCUGAAGAAGGCGGUUAUCAAGGCUCUCAUCUCGCAUACGGGCGCCAUCAUUGGUAACAAGUUCAAGCACCGCCCGAGUGGCGCGCAAGCCAGCAAGCUCCGCGAGCUGGCCACCGGCUCCUCUCUCAUAGCGCCCACACCUUCAUCGUCGUCCCAGCACGACGCCGAUAGCAUCAACAACAGCGAUGAUUCGUCGAGCUUGUACGGCAACUCGCCGGUGGAUUACUCUCGAUCGCCGCCGCGCUCUCGCCAUGGUAGUUCGGCCAGCAGCAUUCCCAUACCGCGAUCCACGAGUAGGAGUUCGAGUGUCGCGAGUGGCCGAUCGCAGUGGACCGGCGGAUCCAGCAGUCAACAGCCAACAGUCCCCAGCUUCCUCAUGAUGACGCCGCCUACACCGCUGGACAGCCGCGCGCCGACACAGGGGCUCGGCUUCGAGCUGUUGCGUCCGUCUUCCAGAAGCAGUCUGGCACCGUUUGACCAGGCCGGCGGCGGGACUAUGAGAUCGCUGUCACGGUCCGGUACGGGUGCGGAGCCAGGCGAUCGUCGGAGGUCGGCAGGGAGCGCGUUCCUCCGCGACAAGAUCAACCAGCUCACCCACCGGAAGCGCGACGGAGCCCAACAGAAAGAGAGCAGCCAAAAGCAAGAGAGCCAGAGGGAGGAGACACCGGAGGCGGAGGAGGAACCCAAUGCGGUCGCACCCGACAGCCCCAAGAGUUCGAAGCGGUUUCAGGGGCUGAGCAGCCGAGUCAAGACGGGACAGUAG
This is a messenger RNA of Colletotrichum higginsianum IMI 349063, 8937 nucleotides long. RefSeq lists its product as uncharacterized. Lineage: Eukaryota; Fungi; Ascomycota; Sordariomycetes; Glomerellales; Glomerellaceae. The transcript has a single exon. The record is from RefSeq and is a predicted model, not a curated record. The coding region runs from base 1 to 8937 and encodes 2978 amino acids.